This is a messenger RNA of Fomitiporia mediterranea MF3/22, 840 nucleotides long. Its product is annotated as NAD-binding protein. Lineage: Eukaryota; Fungi; Basidiomycota; Agaricomycetes; Hymenochaetales; Hymenochaetaceae. The coding region runs from base 1 to 840 and encodes 279 amino acids. The record is from RefSeq and is a predicted model, not a curated record. The transcript is spliced from 7 exons.
AUGUCAAACAUUCAUCUGAAGAUGGACAAGCUCUCCGACUUGACCGGUAAAGUCGCCUUAAUCACUGGUGGUGGCACCGGGAUCGGCUUCAUGAUGGCCAAAGGUUUGGCAGCUAAUGGUGCUAAAGUCUAUAUCACUGGUCGUCGCUUCGAAGUACUUCAAAAAGCCGCAGAACAGAAUCUGCAAAUGGAUGUCACUGUUAAGGAGAGCAUUCUUUCCAUUGUCCAAAAGAUUAAGGAAUCCGACGGAAAACUAGAUGUCCUAAUUAACAAUGCAGCCACUGACGGCCCGAGACUGCGCACAUCGUUCAACAGCGAAGAUGCAUCACAGAACCAAUCCAUCAGUGCAUACGGACGAGAGCUUUUCGACAUUCAGUCAUUUGAGGACUGGGGUUCCCUCGCUCAGACCAAUGUAGCCUCAUACUUCUUCGUCACGAUGGCUUUCCUAGAUUUGCUCGUCGAAACGAGCAUCAUCAACAUCACCAGCGGUGCGGGUCAGACCAAGCUUCCAUUCGGAUACUACGCCUACGCGAGCCUUAAAGCCGGCACUGCUCACUUGACUCGUCUACUAGCCACAGACUUGGCCUUGAAGCGUGCACCGAUCCGCGUAAACGCGAUUGCUCCCGGCGUCUUCCCCUCCCAGCUCAACCACUGUUCUCUGGAAGAACUCGAGGAAUACACAAAGACACCUAUGGUCUGCUUGCAGCCAAUUCCACUUCGUCGUCCCGGAAGGGAACAUGAAAUAGCAUCCCUGGCUGUCUAUUUAGCUUCCCCGGCCUCUUCCUAUCUCCAUGGACAGGAGAUCAACAUUGAUGGUGGUUUGCUUAUUGUAAACCCUUAA